GUGAGAGCGGAAUUGACUUCCUCCUUUGUGUAAUCGAAGAAACAUUGGCCGUCUUUCUUUUGUUACUGUUAAAAAUAACAUCAGUUUUGAUUCCUGGGCUGUUUGUAAAAGUGCCAACAUAUUUCCAAAUAUCGAGAUUCUCGUAACCUCGAGAAAAGGGCGCAGGACAAUAUUUGUUAUCGGCAGCAUAUCGUCAUCAGUUUCCAAGACUUCGGCGACCAUCGCUGGACAUCAACUGAAGCUUUCAGCUCAAAAGAGGACACGUUUCAUCCGAUUUUUGCGUAUCCAGUUGCAACCUAAACCAACCUAUAUUUACUAGACCAUUUACCUCAAUAGAAAGACGUUAUGAUGAACUUCAAUACGAUGACGAUGACUCAUCAAUGGUUUUCAGGCUUUUUAUGAAGAAAUAAAUAGUGCCGCUAUUGGGACUUCAAGCAUAUCAAUACCAAUGGGCAAGUGCCUAUCCAGCUGUUCUGAGCCUAGUCCAGCAGAGCAGAAUGGUGGUCCAAAGAGGACAGAACAAACUCACUACCAAGCACCAAUGACCACAGUACCUACACAUCCAGCACCUGCACCAAUUCGGGAAAGUUUAAGUAGCGUACAGAGCAGUGGAAUGGAAUACUAUCAGAAUGGGUCACAUAAAAGACUAGAGAAGACAAAAAUGCCGCCAAUACGGAAAACAAGUAAUGGUGUUGACAGUGGGAGGAGAUCGUUUGUGCCUAAAACAGAAUGUUCAGAAUCCAAAAUAAAUCGGCUUUUUGAUCAUUAUAAAGAUGAAGAUGAGGAUUGUAUCUUAGCAGAGGGAACAGAGAAAUUCUGUCAUGACCUCUGUGUUGAUCCAACUGAAUUCAUCGUCUUAGUGUUAGCAUGCAAGUUUCAAGCUGCAACAAUGUGUCAGUUUACGCGAAAGGAGUUUCUUUAUGGCUGCAAAUCACUGAAGGUUGACUCAAUCAAAGGUAUCCAAACCAAAUUUCCAGAAAUGCUUGAAGAAGUACAAAAUGAAGCCAAAUUUAAAGAUCUGUACAGAUUCACAUUUACGUUUGGGCUAGAUAUGGACGGUGGUCAAAGGUCACUACCCUGUGACAUUGCUAUUCCACUUUGGAAGUUGGUGUUUUCACACCGAGAACCCGCAAUAUUAGAGCGCUGGAUAAACUUUCUGCAGGAAAACCAAAUUCGAGGGAUAUCGAAAGACACAUGGAAUAUGUUCUUGAACUUUACAGAAGUAGUCGGAGCAGAUUUCACUGGAUAUGAUGACAGCGAGGCGUGGCCAAGUCUUUUUGAUGAUUUUGUGGAAUAUGAACUAGAAAAAGAAAAAGCCUUACAGAAUGGGAAACGGACAGAUGACAGAAAUUUACCAGUGUAUUAUUCAUAACAAACUUGUAUUUUUUAUCAUUCCUUGUAUUUCAUUGGCUGAGCACCAAUAGAAGAUUCCAUCCUUAGAUGAGGGGGUACAGCUCAUAGCAGGUGGAAUAUAAUGACUGUGCAGUAUAUUAUAUAUUUGUAUCUUAUAACGAGACAGUUUUGCGUUCAAAAAUUGUAUUUGCUACAAAUAAGAUGUCUUUUGAAUUAAAAAUGAGCUGUCUUUGCAGUUACCACCAGCACUGUUUGUUCUGGUCUGCUAGCAUUGUGGAAAUUUACAUCUGACUUAUGGCAGCAAUUCAGACGCUACAACCAUUCAUCACACGGUUAUUAUUAAGGGCUGUGAAUGUAUACAGUUAAUUAUUACUACAUGCAUCAACAACCUAGUUGAGAAUUGGAGAAAAAUCUUACAUACAUAUGUGUAGGUUAUUUGAACUAAAUAACGCCCUCUGGUGGUGUUGCUGUAAAAAUGCAGAGGGCGCUAGUCAUUACCACAUGUCAAAGUGUGCAAACCUCUGGUUUUGAUAUUUGUCAGAACAUAGGUACAAAAACUCUACUUUCCAAUGAAAAGAACUUUAUUUUAGUAGAGUAACAUUGUCUGUAAAUAAUAAGAUCAUUUUGAUUAUGAAAGAAUGACAAAGAAACUUAAUAAAGGUGAUUCCAAGAGGUGUAUAUUAUAUCAAUGUAAUUUGGACAUAUCAUAUUGUAAAAAUGCCUCAUGCAGAUAGCAACGACUUGCUGUGUGACCACAAAACACAACAAUUGCAAUACUUGUAUGGCUUAUUGGAAUAAAAUGUAUUUUGUUAGUUUGUAGUGUUUUUAAUACAUUUUUAUCUUUGCAGUUUGUUCUGCAUGGGUAAAUUAUUUUAAAUUAA
This is a messenger RNA of Saccoglossus kowalevskii, 2234 nucleotides long. RefSeq names its product DCN1-like protein 3. Gene Ontology annotation, cellular component: ubiquitin ligase complex. NCBI's taxonomy places the organism in Eukaryota, Metazoa, Hemichordata, Enteropneusta, Harrimaniidae. The record is from RefSeq and is a predicted model, not a curated record. Gene Ontology annotation, biological process: protein neddylation. Gene Ontology annotation, molecular function: ubiquitin-like protein binding; ubiquitin conjugating enzyme binding; cullin family protein binding.